Manis pentadactyla (Chinese pangolin) is the source of this 786-nucleotide messenger RNA. Its product is annotated as selenoprotein V-like. The record is from RefSeq and is a predicted model, not a curated record. The transcript has 2 exons. NCBI's taxonomy places the organism in Eukaryota, Metazoa, Chordata, Mammalia, Pholidota, Manidae. The coding region runs from base 1 to 786 and encodes 261 amino acids.
AUGAAUGUUAGCAAUACACGAGACCCUGCGGGGCGGGUGGAACUCGGUGUAAGGUAUCCCCUUGUGGUCGCCUUCCGUUUUAGAACUCGGGCUGGUGAGGCUUCUACCGCCCCAGGAAGGAGGACGGGGCAGGAUCCCAGCCGGGUCACCCCCGGCCUCACCACACCCCCUGGCCCCAACCCCCGUGUACAGGCAGGCGCGGACCCCAGCCCCCUCUCCGGCCUGGCCUGCGGCCCCUGCCCAGGCUGCGACCCCGGUCAGGACCCCGACUCCCAGCCAGGGCCCCACUGCCAUCCAAACCUCGAACUUGGUUCGGACCCCAGCCACAGCAUCAGCCCCGGUCCCGGUUCUGGUUCCAGCCGCAGCGCCAGCUUCGGUCCGGGUGCGGUCCGUGCCUCGGAAUUCUUCCUGAGCCCGGCCCCACCUUUGGGUCUGCGCGGAGAACCUGCCCCGGAGCCCAUUUUGUCUCCUGAUGAGAAUCCUGCACCCACGCCGUUGAGGGAGACGCAUGUCCCAUCGGUCGUCCGUGGAUUCGAGCUCACCCAAGAGCCCUUUCCUGAGCUCACCCCACCGCCCAGUGAUUUGCUGGGGCGCACCCUCGUGUCCACCCCGCUGGCGGACCCACUGGCUCCCACGUUGAUGGAUUCCACUAUUGGACCUACCUGGACGCCCAUCGGGGGAACGGUCCAGUUGCCCGUCACCCUUCCCAUUUCUACCAACACAUUGGCCUCCAUCAGCAAGAGCUUCCAAGCGAACAGCAGGAUCCUGAUUCGAGUGAUCUGGUGA